Anguilla rostrata (American eel) is the source of this 2463-nucleotide messenger RNA. Its product is annotated as choline O-acetyltransferase-like. Bases 1 to 1557 code for a protein of 518 amino acids. Gene Ontology annotation, cellular component: cytoplasm; neuron projection. Gene Ontology annotation, biological process: acetylcholine biosynthetic process; neuromuscular synaptic transmission. The transcript has 11 exons. The record is from RefSeq and is a predicted model, not a curated record. Lineage: Eukaryota; Metazoa; Chordata; Actinopteri; Anguilliformes; Anguillidae. Gene Ontology annotation, molecular function: choline O-acetyltransferase activity.
AUGGUAAUUAUCAUGAAUUGUGUGGGACAGGUGUUAAAGGUGAGAUUUGGAGUGGCCUGUGCUUUUCCCAGAGGAGUCCUGCCUGUGGAGUCAGCGCAAGGCCAGCUGGCCGGGACUCCCAUGUGCACGGCGCAGUAUUACAGACUCUUCACUUCCUGCCGCCUCCCCGGGAGAAGGAAGGAUACGCUGGUCACCUGGCAGGGCAGGGCCACGCCCGAACGGGAGCAUGUGAUCGUGGCCUGUAAAAAUCAGUUCUUUGUUUUGAAUGUGGUGAUAGACUUCUGCCAUGUCAGUGAAGCAGACCUUGUCACCCAGCUGGAGAAGAUUGUGAAAAUGGCGGAAAGAGAGGAGGAGCGGCAGGCUCCUAUUGGUCUGCUCACUUCAGACAGGAGGACGCAGUGGGCUGAAGCCCGAGAUGCACUGCUUAAAGAUUCUACCAACAGAGACUCACUGGACAUGAUGGAGCGAUGCCUUUGCCUGGUGUGCCUGGACGAUCCCAGCGGGGUCGAGCUCAGUGACACAAACCAAGCCUUGCAGAUGCUCCACGGUGGGGGCUGCUGUAAAAAUGGAGGAAACCGCUGGUACGACAAGGCCCUUCAGUUCAUCGUAGGUGCAGACGGAGCAUGUGGUGUGGUGUGUGAACACUCGCCCUUUGAAGGAAUUGUCCUUGUACAGUGCACUGAAUACCUCCUGAGGUAUAUCGCAGAAAGUCCAAAGCCCAGCAGCUGCACCCGUGCGAGACACCCUCCCACCCCGAGAAGACUGCACUGGACAUGUUCUCCUGAAAGCCAGGGGCUCCUGGCAUCCUCCGCCGACUCGCUGCACAGACUCGUGAGUAACCUGGACAUGAACGUACACAAGUUCAAAGUUUACGGCAAGGAAUUCAUCAAAAAGCAAGGAAUGAGCCCGGACGCUUUCAUCCAAGUGGCCCUGCAGCUGGCUUUUUACAGAUGUCACGCACGGUUAGGGCCCACCUACGAAAGCGCCUCCCUUCGCCGUUUUCGAGACGGGCGAGUGGACAACAUCCGGUCUGCCACCGCCGAGGCUCUGGCCUUCGCCAAAUCUAUGAGGGAGGACCAGCCUGCCGUCCCGGACGCUGAAAAGAUGAAGAGGCUGUGGGAUGCGAUCAAGGCUCAGACUGAGUACACUUUACGAGCAAUAACAGGCAUGGCAAUAGAUAACCACUUACUGGGGCUGUGUGGGAUGGCACAGGAGCUGAGAAUGGAAAAGCCAGAGAUCUUCACUGAUGAGACAUAUCUCAUUAGCCACCAGUUCACUCUUUCCACCAGUCAGGUCCCCACCACAGCGGAGAUGUUCUGUUGUUAUGGGCCUGUGAUUGCCAAUGGCUACGGUGCAUGCUACAACCCUCAGUCACAUCACAUGACCUUCUGCGUGUCCAGUUUCCGGGCGUGCCAGGACACUAGCUCAGCGGCGUUUGUGAGGGCUUUGGAGGACAGUCUGGUAAAAAUGAGGGAUCUGUGCGAGCUGUGUAACUCUGUAACCAAGGCUGGGAAGACGAGUGAAGGACCUGCCAAUCAUGUGAGAGGAAAAAUGUAAGUACGCCAUUGGAGGGAGUGUGAAGGAUUGCACAGACCAACGCUGCUGGUCCUGUUUUCUUUUUCCUUAGCCAGGUUCCAGUUGAUAACCAGAGGUUUCCAGGGCUGUGUUACAGUACAGUCUAUUGCCAUAGGUUUUUACAUAGUUAUGCCUCUUAAUGAAUUUUCAGAAGAUACAUCACCAGUAGGGAAGCACCGAAGCAAUGCUAAUGCUAAUAAUGCUGAGCAGUGUGUCUUGUAUGUAUACAGAAUGUGUCCACUUUCCCCUUCACUCAUAUCCUCAAACAACUACAGCCAUGUUUUAAAAUUGUGAAUUAUUUAUUUAUUUAUUUAUUUAUUUAUUUAUUUAUUUAUUUAUUUAUUUAUUUUAUUAACAUUAUUGAUAUAAUGGUUACAAAUGUUAUGCCUUGAAAUAUAUUACUGAAUUUAAUGCACAAUUUUAUAGUUUCAACAAAAAACUAUUCAUGCAAUGAAUAUAUUCAAGUUAGGAGUGAUCUUAAUGAUCUUGUUGAUCAUUAAACAGUAAAACGUCUGUAUUUUGUGAGUAUAGCUGUCUGUGUCAAUGUUUAAUUAGCUAUAUUUAUAUGCUCUGCAUUUCAGCGUACAUAAAAGCUUAAACUGUAUUCACAUUGCACAUACAUAAGGGUUACAGUGUAUCAGGAAAUCAUAAAAUUACCAUGAAGAAUGCAGUAUGAGGACAUAAACCUGCACUUUAAAAAAUGCUUUUUACAAAAAAUAUAGACGCAUUAGUGAAAAUGUUGCGUUUUAAAAUGUGUUGUUUGUAUAGUGCCUUAAUAAUUAAUUUUUAAGUAGUAAAAGGAACACAGUUAUACAUUUGUGUAUAAGUUCUCAUUGAACUAAAUGUACAUCAUCACAUUUAAUGUUAAAUAAAAAUGUGUGUCGUGCC